Molecule: messenger RNA, 1389 nt
Organism: Triticum aestivum (bread wheat)
Lineage: Eukaryota; Viridiplantae; Streptophyta; Magnoliopsida; Poales; Poaceae
Exons: 3
Coding region: 104-418 (104 amino acids)
Biological process (GO): regulation of DNA-templated transcription
Source: RefSeq, a predicted model, not a curated record
GUCAAGGGUUGCAAUGUGGGUCCACACUCGUGCCCGACAGUAAAUAAAGGGAAAAAAGAAGUCUAUCCUUUCGAGCGCCGCGCGGGGCGAGAAGCUCAACGCUAUGGCGAUGCGGCGCUCGAAGCUUAGCGCUAUGGCGAUGGCGGAGGCGGCAGACGACGGAUUUCAGUUCCUAUUAGAUCCAACCGGCAGCGGCAGUAAAUCAUUACUGGAUGGCGAAGCAAUUCAAACUUUGGUGUGCACAGCCACUGAAUCCAGCAUUGGUGAUGUGGGCGAUACAGAAGAGACAAUACAAGUAGAUGUCAACAGCACUUGCAAUGGAGUGGCCCUGUCCCUGGCAAACUCAGAACAUUCAACAAGCAAAGAUAACCCGCAAGCACCUGGCUGGACAAAGAGUGCAGAGCCGUGGAGGUUGUAGCAAUAGAUAAGGUGAUGCCAAAUACCAGACAUCGCUGGUGCAAGUGGCAUGGCCUGAAGAAGGCAAAAGAAUCUCAUGGCUCAAAUUGCACAAAGAGAAGCAAGUUUAGAACGGACUUCCACAAGAUAAUACACCACGUGCUGACAGCUGAUGUGUUUGAGACUGGAUGGAAUUGAUUGACAGAAACACAUGGUUUGCAAAAACACCCUUACCUUACUCAAAUCUACUCCGUGCAGAACCAUAUUUCAAGAACACAACCGCCACCGUGCAUCACAUGUAGUUGUUGUGCACGACGCAAUGUGUUUAGAAGACAGAAUUCAGUCGAACAAGUCGAAAGGUAAAGAAGUGAUUGUGUUGCAUGAACCACACAAUGGAUAUGGGCUGAUGUUGUAGGUAGUGCAGUUGGAAAUUUCAUUGGGUUAACUGCUACAGAGCGUAAAUGGAAGGUCGGUCGACCAACCAGCAGCAGGGACAAGCCUCCAUAUAUGAUGAUCGCUGUGCAAAGAGCCAAAAAUGUAAGUUGGUGCCACAUAUGGGUGUUGCUGGAGAAUUUGGUACAAGCAAGCAUCCACGCUUUUGCAGUAUAUGUCGUCAGCCAGGGCACAAGAGCACCACGUAUCCAUAGAGCGGUGACCUCCCUCAAAUGGCAUGAAAAGAAGCAAAAUGCUCGAACUGCGGAGUGGGAGGGAUCGGAAGAACACCUGCAACAACCCUAAGGUUGUGCUACAUGUUGCCGAGAAAGGUGCCCUUGUACGGGCUGUAGCUCCGUGAUUGAACUGAAUAAGCAGUGCGUAGCACUGACAUUUGGCUGUUUUUCCUUGUAUGAUGAGGCUUAGUAGCCAUUGGUGUGAAAUGGAUUAUGCAUUGUCGGGUUAGUAAUUGUGAUGAUGUUUCUCUUCGAUUAGUCUCAACCUCUGACUUAUGUGGCGAUGUGUUGUUUAAAUCUAACUUUCCUGAAUUACUAGCUGAGU